AUGACUAAGGUUACCGUUUGUGGUGCUGCCGGAGGUAUCGGCCAGCCUCUUUCCCUUUUGCUCAAAUUGAACACCCGUGUGACGGAGUUGUCGCUAUACGAUAUCGUCAAUGCCAGAGGUGUGGCUGCCGACUUGAGCCAUAUCAACACCCCUGCGGUUGUUACUGGCCACCAGCCGGCUAACAAGGAGGACAAGACUGCUGUCGUGGAAGCCUUGAAGGGUUCUGACGUGGUGGUCAUCCCCGCCGGUGUGCCCAGAAAGCCAGGCAUGACCAGAGCUGACUUGUUCAACAUCAACGCCUCCAUCGUGAGAGAUUUGGUUGCCAACAUCGGCAGAACGUGUCCCAACGCUGCGAUCUUGAUCAUUUCGAACCCUGUUAAUGCCACCGUGCCAAUUGCCGCCGAGGUGUUGAAGAAGUUGGGCGUGUUCAACCCCAAGAAGCUUUUCGGUGUCACCACGCUCGACUCCGUCAGAGCGGAAACGUUUUUGGGCGGCCUCAUUGGCGAGAAGCCCGAGUCAUUGAAGGGCAAGAUCUCCGUCAUUGGUGGCCACUCUGGUGACACCAUUGUGCCCUUGACCCACAUUGACCCAGCCAUUGGCGCCAAGGUCGACAAGCUCUCUGCUCUGCAAUACAAGGAGUUCGUUCACCGUGUUCAGUUUGGUGGUGACGAGGUUGUGAAGGCCAAGAACGGUGCUGGUUCGGCCACGUUGUCGAUGGCUUACGCCGGUUACAGAUUUGCCGAGUCCAUCUUGGACUCUAUCUCCGGCCCAGGCUUCUCCGUCAAGGUCCCCGACUCGGCCUACGUAUACUUGCCAGGCUUGAGAGACGGCGACGACUUGCAAAGCCAGUUGAACAACGUGAGCUUCUUCUCUGUGCCUGUGCACUUGCUUGCUGGCGAGAUUCUGUCCUUCGAGGACCCAUUGAAGUUCAAGGUCACCGACGGCGAAAAGGAGUUGGUCAAGGUGGCAUUGGGCGGCUUGCAACUGUCGAUAGCCCAGGGCACCAACUUUGUGGCUGGCUCCAAGAUUUAG
This is a messenger RNA of Candidozyma duobushaemuli, 1032 nucleotides long. RefSeq names its product malate dehydrogenase (gene MDH1-3). The record is from RefSeq and is a predicted model, not a curated record. The transcript has a single exon. Gene Ontology annotation, biological process: tricarboxylic acid cycle; malate metabolic process. NCBI's taxonomy places the organism in Eukaryota, Fungi, Ascomycota, Pichiomycetes, Serinales, Metschnikowiaceae. Bases 1 to 1032 code for a protein of 343 amino acids. Gene Ontology annotation, molecular function: L-malate dehydrogenase (NAD+) activity. Gene Ontology annotation, cellular component: cytoplasm.